AUGGACUCGCCUCCUGCGCGGCUGCAGGAUGCAGCGGGUGAGCCCACGCUGCCAGCCGCCAGCUCCAACGUGCCCGGCUCGGCCUCGAAUUCAACAUUGAACUCGUCGUCUGCCAACGCGUCUGGCACCAAGAGACCUGCCCCGGCUCUGCUGCCGCCGUUUGAACCGCUCUCGUCCUCCCCGGGCCUACCGCGUCCCGUCAAGCGCCAAAAUACGGGCAGCUCUGGCGCGCAUAAAUACCCAACUCCUGUGCCGACGUCAAGCACGGGCAUUCUUUCAAGCUCGCCCCUUCGACGCCCUGCGAGCUUCCUUCGCCGGAAAGCUUCAGAUGGCGUCGUCGUUGACAGUGCCGACGCCUCACCGUCGGAGCGCGCCCACCACCACCACCAGCACCGCGCCCCCCUCUCCGCCGUGCCCGCCGUUGAGCUUCCAGAGAACGGCGAGGCCGUGGCCAUGGGCCGAUCCAGCAACUCGUCGCAGUUCCAGCUGUCUGCCAACCGCCUCGUCUCGCGUGUCCACCUCACGGCUCGGUAUGUCGCCGCGGCAAAUCCCCUGCAGGCGAACCGCCUCGAGAUCCUCUGCACCGGUUGGAACGGGCUCAAGCUUCACUGCCAGGGCCGCACGUGGGAGCUGUUCAAGGACGAUAGCUUCACUAGCGAGACCGAGGGCACCGACGUCCUUGUCGACGUGUUGGACGCGCGCGUCAUGAUCCAGUGGCCCAAGCGGAGGGUCGCCCUAGCCGAUACCGCGGCUAACCUCUCCGACUCGAGCUGGGACGACUCGCCGCCGAGGUCUCGUCAUGCCCGGGCAAACUCGCUGCUGCAGUCUUCCCCCCUUCGUCGAACUACGCGCAUCGCGUCCCCCGAGAGCCCGACCCCGACUGGCACGAGCGGCCAUCUGACGAGCUCGCAGCGCCUGCAGGGCUUGCUGCCGACGGGCAGUCGCGAAAGGGCAGCAGCGGAGGAGCAGGUCAGCAUCGAGAUUUACGAAGAUGAACCGGAGCUACCUGAGCCCAGGGGCGAGGCCGUCGUGGACGCUGGCGCGAGCAUGCAGACGGAAGCCACCAAUAGCUUCUCAAGCGAUCUUAGCGACCCUGAAGAUGAUGAGCACGACCCGGAUGAAGAGAACGACCCCAUUGUGCACUCCUUUGGGCCCUUUGGCGCAGACAUCUCUGGCAGACUGGCUUCGAUAACGACGAAGUCCCCCAAGGUCAGCAGAUUGGCGGCGGCACCGCGACUUCGCCCAGGCAGCAACGCAAGUGCAUCGUCUGGCGAGACGCUCAGCUCCAUUGGCGAGAGUCUGCAGGCACCGUCGCUGCCAGGCUCGCCCAUCAAGAAACGCUCGGUGCCGCCCAUGAAAACGUUCCGAGCUGGCGAGAUCCCAUGCUCACCCACCCCCAAGGUCAAGCACGAGACGGAAGAUGCGGCAGUUGAUGCUUUGCCAUCUGUCGAGGAGCUCGAUCCGAGCAUCGUCAACCACGUCAUCAACCAGCUGGCCUUCUCGCGGCUCUCGUCCACACCCCUCUCCACCAUCAUGCAGAACCUCCCCGCCGAGGCCAAGACCGACCCGAGCCUCACGCCCAACCUGCUGCGCACGGCCAUCGAGGCGACGCCCUGCGUGGGUAUCAUCCGCCGCCAGGGUAAGGACGCUGCCGGCAAGGCACUCGAGAGCGAGUACUACUACGUACCCGAGCACGAUGGCGACGAGCAGCGGCGGGCGGCUGUGGUGGACGGGCUGCGCAAGCCGAGCCUGCGAAACUGCAGGAAGCAGCACAAACAAUAUUACUGGAAGCGUCCGCGCACUCCUUGA
Purpureocillium lilacinum is the source of this 1809-nucleotide messenger RNA. Lineage: Eukaryota; Fungi; Ascomycota; Sordariomycetes; Hypocreales; Ophiocordycipitaceae. The record is from RefSeq and is a predicted model, not a curated record.